Messenger RNA from Chelmon rostratus (copperband butterflyfish), 1188 nucleotides. Its product is annotated as olfactory receptor 5B17-like. Gene Ontology annotation, biological process: G protein-coupled receptor signaling pathway. The coding region runs from base 1 to 1188 and encodes 395 amino acids. Lineage: Eukaryota; Metazoa; Chordata; Actinopteri; Chaetodontiformes; Chaetodontidae. The record is from RefSeq and is a predicted model, not a curated record. Gene Ontology annotation, cellular component: membrane. Gene Ontology annotation, molecular function: G protein-coupled receptor activity; olfactory receptor activity. The transcript is spliced from 2 exons.
AUGGAGAAUGAAACAGUCAAUAUCGAUGUUCUACAGCUGGAGGGAUUAAAGGUCAGCCCAGAGUCCUCAAUUCCUGUCUUCAUCCUCUUCCUCCUCAUCUACAUCUUCAUCAUGGUGUCCAACAUCGGCCUCGUAGUCCUGAUCUUCACCGAGAAGAGCCUCCACCAGCCCAUGUAUCUGCUCUUCUGCAACAUGAGCAUUAAUGAUGUUUUGGGGGCCACAACUGUCAUUCCUCGUUUGCUGAGUGACAUUUUUGUUCCGGGCACUAACCGGUCCAUCCAUUACAUCGACUGUGUCAUUCAGGCCUUUUGUUCUCACCUUCACGGAGCCACCUCACACACUGUGCUCAUGAUCAUGGCUGUUGAUCGAUAUUUGGCCAUCUGCAACCCUCUGCGAUAUGCCACCAUCAUGACUAAGAGGAUGGUGGUGAAGCUGUCGGUGUCGGCCUGGGCAGUGACCUUUGUCUUGGUUGCCAUCGCUGUAGGCCUCAGCGUGCGCCUGUCCCGCUGCAGGCGGGUUGUCUUCAACCCGUUCUGCGACAACCCCUCCUUAUUCAAGCUGUCCUGUGAAAACCUUAUCAUCAACCACAUCUACGGAUUGAUCACUGCGAUGGGGACGUUGUUCAUGUCCCUGUGCAGUGUAAUGCUCACCUACAUGAGGAUUGCCAUGGUGUGUUUAAGCAGUAAAAACAAGGCUCUGAACAGCAAAGCGCUGCAGACCUGCGCCACCCACCUGGUUGUGUACAUCAUCCUGCUUGUGUCAGGCGCCAUCAUCAUCAUCCUCCAUCGUUUUCCUCGCUUAUCAGAUCACAGGAAGCUGGCAUCCAUCUUGUUUCACGUGGUCCCUCCUGCCAUGAACACUGUUAUAUAUGGAGUGCAAAUCAAAGCGGUCAGAGAAAAGAUUUUCAUCAUAUUUACAAGGAAUACAAUGAAUGUGACAAGAGCAAACAGGUCCGAGGUGACGGGUCAGACUAAAAGCAGUUCCAGAGCCCCAGAUGACAGAAAUAAAAAUGAGGAAGACUAUGUUGCCCGGACUGGUGUUACUGGGGCCCACACCCUGGAGGCCCACUUGGUCUAUUCCAAGGUACUGCAGAGGAGAAUUCGGCCGAUAGUCGAACCUUGGAUUCAGGAGGAUCACCCUGGUCGUGGAACACUGGACCAGCUCUACACCCUCCGCAGGGUGCUCUAG